Messenger RNA from Exophiala dermatitidis NIH/UT8656, 2115 nucleotides. RefSeq lists its product as uncharacterized. The transcript has a single exon. The record is from RefSeq and is a predicted model, not a curated record. Lineage: Eukaryota; Fungi; Ascomycota; Eurotiomycetes; Chaetothyriales; Herpotrichiellaceae. The coding region runs from base 1 to 2115 and encodes 704 amino acids.
AUGGACAGACAUACUCUGGGUAAAAUCACUAUUCCAGGCCGAGCUGCUCGAAAGUCGCAGAGGUUAUCUUCGGUGGACUUCUGCCCUACAUCUCAAUAUCACCAGAUCGGAACGUUGAAGUUUGACGAGCUCAACUUCGAGAAUACCUUGCCAUUACCAGAGAAAAGCCAUUAUUUAUCAAGAGAGCCAUCCUUGGCUUCUUUAACAGCCACCAAACCUAGUCGGCGCUUUACAGGUAUAGGGCUUCAUUGGACGACAGCCAUAGUUGGAUUGCCGAUAUUCUGUUUCACGGUCGUCCUGAUAGUGCUUGUCUUUGUGUAUCGGGUAUCUACCGACCCUACACAUCCAUUCGCAGCCAGCCCUUCGCACAAGGUUGAUCACCGCUAUAUUCUUGUCGACUUCUCAUCCACAAGAUUGGUCUUCGUUGCAUCAUGGAGCAGCACACUCGCUCCUAUGCUUCUGGGGAGCUUGAUGGCGCUUUGGCACAUUCCCACUGUGUGCAAGAUGGCAGCCCAUACCACCGAGGACAAUAUCAAGGAGCUUCCGACGCCGUAUCAAUUAAGCAUGCUCAUCGGUCUUUCGAGUGGUUCCUUCGACGAGCUACGAAAGUACGUCAUGUACCUUUUCAGCAAUGUGAAGGCAAGUCAGCCUCGCAUCCUGAGCCGCUCGGCUUUGAUCAUGGUCGUGAGCUCCCUGUUGGCCGCCCUCGUAUUUGGGGCAGAUACCGCGAUUCAUGCCUUCACUUCGACGACGUCUGUAAGCAUGGUAUACGAAAAUGCACAGGCACAGCUUUCCUCUGGGCGGGGACUGAUCAGCGAGUGCAUUGGCUUUAACCGGACUGCCAACCAAGGACUACCCUGCACUGUGGUUGCAGAUUCGAGCCUGGGAGCGAAUACCUUAGCUCGUGAUACUGCAGAAAUAAUUUCUCUGGAACAAAAUGUCUCGUUGAGAAACAGUAUCUGGACGAUUAAGGCCGAUGACCUCACCCAUGGAGAUCUCGUCAUCCUGAUGCCUCAGACGAAAAGCACUCCGCCAAAUGUCGACUAUCACGCAACAACGGUUGGAGUUUCAACUCAAUGCGUACCUUCUACGAGCAAAUGCGACAUGAGAUUGUCCGAUCAGACGGACGCGGACACCAGCUUUGUCAUGUUCAACUGCACCGACAACUUCCGUGGUGUCCUUGGUGCUCCUCCCAGCAUUUCGAACAACACUGUCUUAUGGACACAGACCGACAGUACUACGCCGAAUUUCAACGUCAAACUGGACAGAAACUUUCAGUAUGCAUACUUUUCCGACCCGGAGUUUACCAAGAUAUAUAACUCGAUCGGGGGAAAUCUGACCAACAACGGUUCCUCAGCCGACUUGGCGCUACCAGAUGGCUCACUCUUGAAUCCAAUCUAUCUUGCGACGGCUGGUCUUAUCCCCGUUCUGAACGGCCCAGCUGGAGAAAGUCUCAAUCGUGAUGAGGAUGUCCUCUCUGUGGGUGGGUCGAUGGUUGCAUAUUCGUUGAAUUGCACUGUUACGUCGUAUGAUGUAGCAUACGACUGGGUUAACGGUGCAAUCAGUUCGUUCAAUUAUACGUUGACGCCAAAUGGCAGCAUCAUCGAACUGUCGCAUGGUAUGCAAGCAGUUGGUAUGCCUAGCCUUUCCCAAGGCCAAAGCCUCGCCAGCCUUUCGGAGAGUGCGGCAGGUCUGGCUCGAAGCUUUGCAAACGCACACUCCACGGAUUCCCUGACGUUGAUUGGGAGCGUGAUGUCGCCUAGAACGAAUCUCGCAGAGGCAACUCGCCGAGACGUACUUGUGGCCAAAGUGAACACUGCAGUCUUUGGGUUUCUGGUGGGCAGCAAUCUACUCUUCGUCGUCUUUGGGCUCGUGCUUCUUAUUCGAGCAUGGAGGGUCCAUUCGCCUUCCACGCUGGACAUGGUUGCCCGAAUGAGUGUCGAGGGGCUAUCCGCGAUGGCCUUUGAAGAUACCGUCGAGAAAAGGGUGCGGCGAGUGGCUGAUGUGCAAGACAUGUUUGAAGAGAGUCGCAUUGGGGAUUCUAGUAGGAAGGUUGGGUUGAAAGCAUACCCAGGCGGUGGUCAUGUCAUGUUUGUUGAGCAACCUCGACUUUGA